AUGAUCAACGAUGCCACCCACUGCCCUUCGCUCGUCGCCCUCGCUGACGGCAUCGGCGCCACGAACCGCGUUCACUGUAUCGCACGCGACGACGUCAUCCCAGGGAUCACGCUGAAGAGUUUGGAGCGGCUGCCGGCGGAGGUGAGGGGCUGGAUAUUCCAGCAGCUCGUCAAGUUCGGGGCCGCCCUCCACCUCGCUGAUCUCUCGCCUCUCUUCCUGGUGUGGGACUCGGACCUCCUGCCGCUCAGGCCCAUCCCCCUCUUCAGCUACAUCUCCUCCCUCGACCAGCCUAGGGGCACCUUCUUCGCGGGCCACAUGGCCGCGCACAACGCCAAGGCCCGAGAGAACUACCACGGCAUGUACGAGGUGCUCACCGGCCUGAAGCUGAUCGACCCCCCGGGCGGUAGCUGGAUCUUCGGCUGGCAGGUGUGGUACCGACCCUACGUCGAAGAGCUCCUGCACCACAUCGCCGCCAAGGCCGGCAGGGACCACAGCGAGUGGGCGCAGGUCAUCAUCGAUACGAUCGUGAGGGAGGCCAAGGCGAGGCCGGGCAUGAUCAUGCGGAACUCGUUCUCUGAGUAUGACUCCUACGGGUCGUGGGUGUGGACGCGGCAUCCCCAGCACGUCGACUUCUGGCACAAGUCGGACGACCUCUGGAUUCGCUACCCCAAGCCGCUCAAGAAGGGCGAGUGCUGUCCGACCUACAAGACGCUGUGUGCCCUGACGCAGAAGUACGUAUAUGUGCCCUGGGAGAACCACAAGUUCGACUCCUGCACCGCCAAAGUCAUCCACAACACCCAGCAUACCUUGCGACCACCUGCACAGCCGUCACAGUGA
This is a messenger RNA of Acanthamoeba castellanii str. Neff, 837 nucleotides long. RefSeq lists its product as uncharacterized. NCBI's taxonomy places the organism in Eukaryota, Discosea, Longamoebia, Acanthamoebidae. The transcript is spliced from 5 exons. Bases 1 to 837 code for a protein of 278 amino acids. The record is from RefSeq and is a predicted model, not a curated record.